Phyllostomus discolor (pale spear-nosed bat) is the source of this 6164-nucleotide messenger RNA. RefSeq names its product plakophilin 2 (gene PKP2). Gene Ontology annotation, cellular component: adherens junction; intercalated disc; cytoplasm. Gene Ontology annotation, molecular function: intermediate filament binding; alpha-catenin binding; molecular adaptor activity. Gene Ontology annotation, biological process: desmosome organization; intermediate filament bundle assembly; cell-cell adhesion. The record is from RefSeq and is a predicted model, not a curated record. NCBI's taxonomy places the organism in Eukaryota, Metazoa, Chordata, Mammalia, Chiroptera, Phyllostomidae. Bases 129 to 2636 code for a protein of 835 amino acids. The transcript is spliced from 13 exons.
CGCUGGAGGCGGGGCUGGAGGCGGGCCGAGGCGGUGAGGCGGGGCUCGCACCAGUGCCCGGAGCUCCGCUGCAGCUUCAGCCGCAGGUCUCGUGGCGGGCGCGCGGCUCGGUCGCUUCCUUAGGUCCCAUGGCAGCCCUCAGCACCCCCGCUGAAUGCGGCUACAUCCGGACGGUCCUGGGUCAGCAGAUCCUGGGGCAGCUGGACAGCUCCAGCCUGGCUCUGCCCUCCGAGGCCAAGCUGAAGCUGACGGGGAGCAGCGGCCGCACCGGCCAGGCGGCGAAGAGCAUGCGGAUCCAGGAACAGGUGCAGCAGACCCUGGCCCGGAAGGGCCGCAGCUUCGUGGGCAAUGGAAGCCUUCACCGAACCAGCAGUGUUCCUGAGUAUGUCUACAACCUACACCUGGUUGAAAAUGACUUUGCUGUUGGGUGUUCCCCUGUUACCAAAACCUAUGACGUGCUAAAGUCAGGCGUAACCUCAGCUUAUGAAGGUCACUGGGGGAGAGGAACUACGCGGUACAACUCACAGAGGUCGGUGGAAGAAAGAUUCUUGAGGCAGCCUCUGAGGAGACUGGAGAUUUCUCCAGACAGCAGCCCUGAGAGGGGUCAUUACUCCCUCAGCAACCAGCAGUACAGCCAGAGAAGCCAUGCUGGCCACACGCUGCGGCAUGAAGACAGCAGGAGAUCAACCCUCCUUAUGCCCCCGAGAUAUGCACGCUCAGAAAUUGUGGGUUUCACCUCCCGGCCGGUGAGCAGGCAGCGCUACUAUGACACUUACCACAGACAGUUCCAGUAUGGGUCUGUUAACGACAGCGUUUUUGACGGUGUCCCUCCCAACCCAGUGGUGCUCACAUACCCCAGGUCUGGGACCAGUCACAGCCUGAGCAACCUCUUGGAGAAGGAGAACUACAUGACUUCAGGGCUCGCCCCUGGGCAGGGCAGGCCACUGGUGCCUCUGCAGCCCAUCACUCAGAACAGGAGCGCUCGGUCCUCCUGGCAUCAGAGCUCCUUCCACAGCACCCGCACGGUGCGGGAAGCUGGGCCCAGUGUCACUGUAGAUGCAGGCGGGAGGAGGACGCACAUGACCGUUGGCCAGGUGGCAGCCGGAGGAGGUGGAACCAUGCACAGCGAGAGAGCCACUUACAGCGACUCCCAACUCAGGAAUGCAGACAUGGAGAUGACUCUGGAGCGGGCAGUGAGCAUGCUUGACGCAGACCACACACCACCUGCCAGGAUCUCUGUGGCAGCCACCUUCAUACAGCACGAGUGCUUCCAGAAAUCUGAGGCACGGAAAAGGGUCAAUCAGCUUCAUGGCAUCCCGAAGCUUCUGCAGCUCCUAAAAGUUCAGAAUGAAGAUGUUCAGAGAGCCGUGUGUGGGGCCCUGAGGAACUUGGUGUUUGAAGACAAUGACAACAAAGUGGAGGUAGCUGAGCUCAACGGGGUACCUCGGCUGCUGCAGGUGCUGAAGCAAACCAGAGACCUGGAGACUAAAAAACAAAUAACAGGUUUGCUGUGGAACUUGUCCUCCAGUGACAAACUCAAGAAUCUCAUGAUAACAGAAGCCUUGCUUAUCCUGACCGAAAACAUCAUCAUCCCCUAUUCGGGGUGGCCAGAGGGAGACUACCCCAAAGCAAACGGUGUGCUGGAUUUUGACAUAUUCUACAAUGUCACGGGAUGCCUAAGAAAUAUGAGUUCAGCUGGCCCCGACGGGAGGAAGGUAAUGAGAAGCUGUGAUGGACUCAUUGACUCACUGGUCCAUUAUGUCCGAGGAACCAUUGCAGAUUACCAGCCAGAUGACAAGGCCACAGAAAACUGUGUGUGUAUUCUCCAUAACCUCUCUUACCAGCUGGAGGCAGAGCUCCCAGAGAAAUAUUCGCAGACUGUCUAUAUUCAAAACCGGAAUAUCCAGACUGACAACAACAAAAGUAUUGGGUGUUUUGGCAAUCGAAGCAGGAAAGUUAAAGAGUACCAGGACAUGCCUCUGCCCGAGGAGAAGAGCAACCCCAGGGGCGUGGAGUGGCUGUGGCACUCCAUCGUGGUACGGAUGUACCUCUCCUUGAUCGCCAAGAGCGUCCGCAGCUACACCCAGGAGGCAUCUCUGGGAGCUCUCCAGAAUCUCACGGCCGGAAAUGGACCGAUGCCGAUGUCUGUAGCCCAGGCAGUGGUACAGAAGGAAAACGGCCUUCAGCACGCCCGGAAGAUGCUGCAUGUAGGUGAUGCAAGUGUGAAAAAGACUGCAGUCUCCCUGCUGAGGAAUUUGUCUCGGAAUCUUUCUCUGCGCAAUGAAAUUGCCAAAGAAACUCUACCUGAUUUGGUUUCCAUAAUUCCCGACACAGUUCCAACUACUGAUGUUCUCAUUGAAACUACAGCCUCUGCCUGUUACACAUUGAACAACAUAAUCCAGACGAAUUACCAGAAUGCCCGGGAUCUUCUGAACACCGGGGGCCUACACAAAAUUAUGGCCAUCAGCGCAGACGAUAGCUAUGGCUCCAACAAAGCAAGUAAAGCGGCUUCUGUUCUCUUAUAUUCUCUGUGGACGCACACGGAGCUCCAUAAUGCCUACAAGAAGGCUCAGUUUAAGAAGACAGAUUUCGUCAACAGCCGGACUUCCAAAGCCUACCACUCUGUUAAAGACUGAGGCAAGUGAGGCAGUGCUCUCAGAAAUACCAACCUCGCCAUUCUCAGCCACAAAAAAACCCCAAAGGAAAACACCUAUUUUUCUACUUCCCAGUUCAAGAAACCUCAAGAACAGUAUGUCCUGUUUUUAUCCUUUUCUAUUUCCAUGGUCCCCCGAAUCCAGACAACAAAUAAUCAGAAUAUGAUUUCUUGGGGCUUCCAGAAGAUUUUCACAAGUUUGCCACCAGAAGAUCCUGGCAGCAGGCUGUCUACUGCCCACACACAGUGGUCUUUGUGAUCCGGGCUCGCAGUGCACGGCCUCCUGGAACUGAAAUGGGACUUCCUGUGGAAUGGACAUUAAUGGACUAAAUAAGGAAAGAAGCUAUUAUAAUAUUACAGUUUUUUAAAAGUUUAAUAUACAUUUGUAUUUUCUGGUUCCCAUGUUUUGUCCCUCGUAUGCACAUUGCAUCACCGCUGAGGUGUGAGCAUAUGGUUCUGCAGUGUUGAAACAGAAUGGAAAUGAGACAUAUUCCCUAAGUUACCCAGGAGCAAAUUUAAUGACAAAACUGUUUGUUUGGUUUUUUACUUUGUGCUUGUUUUUAUCCUCUUGAAAUUUUUCUCUAAUUUUAAAUGAACUUACGUUUAGAUCACAGAACAUGCCUGAGUGUAAGAAAAAGAAUUGAAAGAUAGCGAUAGUAGCAGAUUUAAAAUCUUUCCACAAAGAAGGCAACAAUGGCUAUGAAAUGUAAUGUUUCCCCUAACUACUGAGUUAAUGAGGUUUUUGCCCAAGGAAAUACUUUACCUAUACUAACAGCAUUAAAUGCAAAUCUCUUCUGAACAGUGGCAUUCAGUGUCAUCUGAUUCCUGGGUCUUUUCAGCCACGCACUGGGCUGCUGAAAGAAUGGACUCUAUAUUUAGCUACCGAUGGAACCAGGGCCUCUCACACAGCUGGGCCAGCCCAGGGCUCCCAAAGCACCAUGCGUUUUAGUGGGUUACGUUAUCAACCAGCCCAACUUUGCCUCGCAUUUAAAAAAUAGCACAGAAGUAUCAUGCGACCUUCGUCCAGCUGUUAUUUUAAGCCCAGGAAACUCAGCAGAAGAAACACGAAGAAGUUGCUUUGAGAAGAAAUGUGUCUUGGCCACCCAGAAGAGAUAGGAGACGUACUAAUGUUACUCCUCUCAACUACAGUUCUGUUAUACUUUGCUUCUUAAAAAAAAAAUUGACAGUGUUUGUUAAAAGAAAAUACAAUAAGAAGGAAAAAAUUCUUCAUUGUGGCAGAAAAGUGUAGUAGAGAAUAAACUUCCAUUUUCAAUUUGAAUGUAAGUCUUUAUUAUACAUUUAGAACUUGAAUUUUUUUUUCAAUUUUAGCUGCUCAAUGAAGAAGACUGAAGUCACUAACCUAGUUUAAAUUGAACUUAUUUAGAUACCAAUUUUUAAAAUACUAAAGAGAGAAAUUCUCCUUUUCCAGAAUUUUGACAAGAAGCAUUUGGAAUAUCUUUCUUCCUCCAGAUAAUUGAUAUAUGUUUAAGAAGUUUCUGUAUUUUUCAAGGCACUAGUGGAGGCGUCAAUAAAGUUCAAUAUAAAAUGAGGCAAAAAUAAUGCCUGCAUUGGUGUCUGUAUCUAAUUUGUGUAUCUUCGUGUAUAUGGUUUGAUUGACAUGACAUUUGAGGAUUUGACCUUAGAAACUGUAACUUUAAUUGCUGAGAGUUUAAUACUUGCUGUUUAUAUUUCUCCCCUAAUUAAAGUCCUAAAUUCUUUACCUAGAAACACUUCCUAUAAGAAAGAUGGAAAUAGCUAGUGACUAAAACGUGUAGUAGUGGAAGAACAUACAAAUGAGUUAGCUAUUGUUAGAUUUUAGUAAAUGGAGUGAGUCUGUGACCACAGAAGACAGACCGUGUUUGAUCCCAAUGUUUUGUUUUGUUGCCCUGUUUACAAAAACCUCACCACUUUCCUGUGUUUGAACAUUUCUGAGGGAGGUCCUUGUGUGACUGAUGGUCAGUUUUGGUCACAGGACACACACAAAGUUCUCCUGUUUCCCAUGUGACCCAGACCAUGCCCACAUCAUCCAAGGAAUUGACAGCGGAGCUGGGCCUUUGCAUAUAUACCUGUGCUAAGAGUUCCACAGGGCUGCUGCCUUAUCAGGAAUCCUUAGUGUUCUUCUGGAAUACCUGAUAUUGCUGCCCUGGAUUUCUGUAACUGGAAACAUCUGUUUAUACCUGAUGGAAACAACUAAAGGAUUAGCUGACAAAAUAGAGAGGGAAUUAAUUAACAUGUCAAAUUGGAAAAUCAACAGCUCGAGUAGAUAAGCCACUUUAAAGCCAAUGCAAUCACACUCUGAAGAUGCAAUCCCUGAGAAGAAAAGGGAAAUGGGAAAUAUAUGUUUAUUUUAUGUGCACUACAGUUACAAAUGAAAUUUCCUUUAAAUAACAUAUGUAAUGAACUUACUGCAUUGGAAUGAGGAGGACUUCAGUAUAUGUUUACUUUGAGCAAAAUUGCAGAAGCCUCAAGUCACAGAAUCUGAGGAUUAAGAAGGAAUUUAGAGGUCAUCUGGUUAAAUCCGCCUUAGAGUAUCUUCUUGCAUCAGAGGACUCAGUUCUUAUUAAAGUGACAGAGAAGAAAAAUAUGCAAUCAUUCAUUCAACUAAUGCCCAACACGACCCUGGAACUGGCCCAUCUUAAGACUCAGUAACUGUUGCAUUAACACGUUCAUUCUGGGAAGGAAAAUAUAAAAAAGGAAGCAAACUUUUAAAAAUAAAAUUCUGUUUUAGGUUUAACAUUUUAGUUUAUACUGAUGCUGACCAUUUCAUCUCUUAUGAAAUUCAUCUUUUUAAAGACCAUAAGAUGACAUGCUCUCUCUUUUUAUGAUUUAUUAAAGCUCUCAAAAUGCCCCUCAUUGGCCCUCAAAGAGCUGUUGAAAAUAUGAGCAGAAGGGAAGGCAUCCUGAAAGCCCUAGUUUGGGAGACACAGUUAGAGAAUCAAGCGAUGUUGAGCCUGAAGAAUGGUGCCGUGUUACCUGCCUUUAAAGGCUGACAGAGUAGAGGGCAGACCAGGGUCAACAGGCAGAGACCUGUGGGACUAGCUCAACAAGAGUGGACAUAAUGGGCAUGGCUGACAGCAUCUUCAUGAAGUACGUGUAUAUAUUUUUUAUAUUUUACAUGUGAAAUAACCUAACAGGUGAAGGUUAAGUCACAUUCCAAAGUCUCAUAGCUGGAAAGCAGAGGGGCUAUAUGAAGAGGGGCGGGGGGUGACAAGGUUCUGUGGGAACCAGGAAUGACAGCCUUGUGUCUCCAUACUGAGGAAAUGUGGGAUCUCUUUGGCUUGUCUCCCUCUGGAGAGUUCAGAGGGCAGUCUGAAAAUGUUGAAGAGGACCGAUUCUACAACCAGCCACCCCAGCUCAAAUUGUGACUUCUCCACUUACUGGCUGGGGUAAGUUUCCCACCCUCUCUGAGCCACAGCUGUCUUUAUCUGUUACAUGUAAAUGAAAGCUGUUACUUCAUUGGGUUGUUUGGAGGAUUAGCUGUUUUUAUAAUUAUAAAGCACUUAAAACAGUA